Molecule: messenger RNA, 792 nt
Organism: Gongylonema pulchrum
Lineage: Eukaryota; Metazoa; Nematoda; Chromadorea; Rhabditida; Gongylonematidae
Source: the annotation of a GenBank genome assembly
AUGUCGACCAGUCAGACAACAACCAUAUAUAAGCUGAAUUUCGAUUCUACAGUUCCCUCCAUAUCACUAAUGAGGAAGCUGAACAUCUGUGGUACUCAGAUGUUGUUCACAUCAUCGUCGUUAUUUAUUGCGGUCGGAAAUUUUAAAAUAUGUGUUUUACGAUUUGAUGAUCACACGAUUGAAGAGAAUCCAGAAGUAAUCAUCGAAAGAGAAAAUGCAGGAGAAAUAAUUCGACUGCACAGCAACAUGAAUGAAACGUCUUUUGUUAUGCUUACAACUCGAAACGAAUUAUUCAUCCUAGAUGUUGAGGAAAAGGCUUUGCGUAAGCUGGAAAUUCGUGGAUCGGAUGUUUUCAUGGAUGCGCAAUUUGUCAGUAUCUCUUCGCUCUACAUUCUCUGUGCUGAUGCCAAACGUACAUUGAUCGAAUAUGAUUGCGAAAGCAAUUCCGUGCGUGACAAUGCCAUCUCAACUGAAGCACUUUGCAUGUUCAGCGAUGAAACAGCCAUGGCCAUGAACUGCAACAGCUCCGGUGGUAUCGUUCUGGCUGGCUCUGCAGGGAGCAUUCGAAUUAUCACUUUCAUGGCCGGGGAACGAGUGCUGUUCUGUGGCCCGGAAGCAGCAGCAUGUGUGCUGAGGAAAGAGGCAAGAGAGGACGAGAGUUGCUGGAUGCGUCGAGAUCAAUGUGCCCAGGCCUGUUGGCUAUCAGGCCGAAAAUUGCUCUUCACGACGCCAAUUAUGGUUGCCGAACCGUCACAAACUGCUUUUCGGCUUAAACGCUAUGGCCAGAACUGA